Knipowitschia caucasica is the source of this 717-nucleotide messenger RNA. NCBI's taxonomy places the organism in Eukaryota, Metazoa, Chordata, Actinopteri, Gobiiformes, Gobiidae. The record is from the annotation of a GenBank genome assembly.
AUGGGGGGGGACGAGGGAGGCAGCCACGACUCCGUGAAGCUGAUCAAGUUCGCGGACGACACCACCCUCAUUGGACUCAUCUCCAACAACGAUGAGUCCGCCUACAGGAGGGAGGUGGACCGGCUGGUGUCCUGGUGCAGCGGUAACAACCUGGAGCUGAACGCCCAGAAGACAGUGGAGAUGAUUGUGGACUUCAGGAAGAGCACUGUCCCCCCACCCCCACCCUCCGUGAUGGACUCCCCCAUCACCUCUGUGGAGUCCUUCCGUUUCCUGGGCACCACCAUCACCCAGGACCUCAAGUGGGAGCCGACCAUCAGCUCCCUCAUCAAGAAGGCCCAGCAGAGGAUGUACUUCCUGCGGCAGCUCAGGAAAGCCAAGCUGCCUGCACAGAUGUUGGUGCAGUUCUACACGGCCAUCAUCGAGUCCAUCCUCACCUCCUCCGUCACCGUGUGGUUCGCUGGAGCCACAGUCAGGGACAAACAGAGACUACAGCGCAUUGUGCGCUCUGCAGAGGAAGUGAUCGGCCGCAGCCUUCCAUCGCUGCAGGACCUGCCCAGGUCUCCAAGAUCCUCGCUCAUCUCCUCCAUCUCCUUCCCUUGUUCCCUUCCUCCCUCACUCCCUCACUCCUCGCUCGCCUCCUCACCCGCCUCCUCCGUCUCCUUCCCUCGGCCUGAGCCUCUGGGGACGUCUCUUUUGUGGCGCUCCAGGAGGAUUUAA